Astyanax mexicanus (Mexican tetra) is the source of this 2621-nucleotide messenger RNA. It is a transcript of the gene entpd5b, whose product is annotated as ectonucleoside triphosphate diphosphohydrolase 5b. NCBI's taxonomy places the organism in Eukaryota, Metazoa, Chordata, Actinopteri, Characiformes, Acestrorhamphidae. The coding region runs from base 354 to 1649 and encodes 431 amino acids. The transcript has 15 exons. Gene Ontology annotation, biological process: nucleoside diphosphate catabolic process. The record is from RefSeq and is a predicted model, not a curated record. Gene Ontology annotation, cellular component: membrane. Gene Ontology annotation, molecular function: UDP phosphatase activity; GDP phosphatase activity.
AGCGGAACUCGGCGGCUCCUGAGCUGGAUGUGUGUGUGUGUGUGUUGUUGCUGUGCCCCGGCGCGGUGAAUGCAGUUGAUGUAAAACCUUUAUUAUCGAGCUUCAGCUCGUUAUAAAACUCGACACUUCAGCAGACAAUCUGGCGGCGCUGAUAACCCGAUGAUGUUUUUACCCAUCAGGCAGCAGCAGAAGCGAGACCCACGAUGAUAUGUGAUCUUGAAGAGCUGGGACUCCUGACCAGGAACAUUAAGAGUUUUAGCUGACAUCCACCACAUCACAGCUCUGCUGACUGAGAGAGAUAUGUGGAGCUUUCCUAAAGGUAUCUAGAGAGAGAGUGCUGCUCUACUUCAGUGAUGAUGUCUCCUGUGCUGCAGUUUCUCUUCUUGUGGCUUUUGCUGAGAGAGUCUGAGUCCCAGGCUUACAUGGGCAAUGGACUGGAUUUUGCAGCAAACUUUGGAAACUACUUGUCUCCGGUAACUCGUCCUGCCAACGCCAGCCGUAUUUUCUAUGCAAUCAUGUUUGAUGCAGGGAGCACUGGAACACGCAUACAUGUCUACACUUUCAUACAGAAAGACCCAGAUGGGUUACCUGUUUUGGAUAAUGAAAUGUACAGUUCAGAGAAGCCUGGCUUAUCUGCAUAUGCUGACAAUCCUGAAAAUGCUGGAUACUCGCUGAGAAAGCUGCUGGUUGUUGCCAAGAGCACAGUGCCUCGUGUGGAGUGGAAACGAACCCCAGUGGUGCUCAGGGCUACAGCAGGAUUGAGAAGGCUGCCGCUAGCAAAAGCUCUUGCACUUUUAGAGGAGGUUCAAUACGUGUUUGAUGAAUAUCCAUUCUACGUACCUGCUGAUAGUGUGAGCAUAAUGGAUGGAACAAAUGAAGGAAUCUUUGCUUGGGUGACAAUGAACUUUCUGACAGGUAAUCUACGCCCUAACAUAAAAAGAACAGUAGGAAUUUUAGAUUUGGGUGGAGGUUCAACUCAAAUCACCUUUCUUCCCAAGUCAAAAAAAACAAUUGAAAAUGUUUCUGCUGAUUUCAUAGCAAGAUUCAGUAUGUUUAACACAACCCAUGAGCUGUAUACUCACAGCUACUCGGAGAAAGGAAUCAAAGCAGCUCGGAUUGCUGCUCUUGGUGCUUCAGGCUCUGAAGGUCUGGAAUGGAAAGUUUACAAAACCUCUUGCCUGCCUAAGAACUAUGAAGGGGAAUUUCAGUUUGGAGAGUUUACAUACAAAGUCACUGGAAACCCAGAAGGUUACACUGGAUACAAGGCCUGUUACCAGGAAAUGAAAAAGAUUGUGAAAGGGAUCAUACAACAGCCGAAUGAGCUGAAGGAUGGCGCAGUUUUCUUUGCUUUCUCGUACUUCUUUGACCAUGCUGUUGAGGCAGAUCUCAUUGAUGAGAACCGUGGAGGAGCAGUGCAGACUCGGGACUUCAGGAAAAGGGCUAAGGAGGUAUGCAACAAAAUGUCCAUGUUCAACCCAAUGAAAGCCUUCCUUUGUAUGGAUCUUACAUACAUAACCUGUCUUCUUAAGGAUGGGUACGGUUUCAAGGAAAACACAGUACUGGAGUUAAUCAAAAAGGUGAACAAUGUGGAAGCUAGCUGGGCUUUGGGUGCAGCUAUUAAUUACUUUAAGUACAUCAGCCUUCUGUGAGAAAAGGAUGCCAAACUGUUCCAGCUCCUUCCUGCCGGUCCUGUUGAGUAUCAGUGCUUGUAAUGAUGAAACCACUCAUUCUAUUUACCCAAUUAACCGUAGACUUUCCCAUUCAUCCAGGACUAUUUCCCUAAAAAAAACAAGGUUUUAUGGUUUAUGCACGUGCCUUCAGGUGUUCCUUAGGAAUCAACCUGGGAAGAAUUGUAACCCUACCACCCUCCUCUCUGCAAAACACACAGACACACUGCUGCAGAUAGAAUGAAGCAGCAAAAACUCUUAGUUGUACAAAGCUAAGAGAAAGAAUGUGCACCAGCAUGAUUGUUGUGCAUGCAAUUACAAGGCAAUACAAGACAGAAAAAUAAAACUACCUAUGGAGGGCUGUCACAGAUGGAGUUAGUCUACUGGUGCACACAGACAAAUGCUGCUCAUGGCCUUUGAGUGAACCCCAGGGAAAGCCUACUAAAAAAAACAAACAAAAAAAAACACUGAUUUUAUUUUUUAUCAUCAAUCCUACCCAUAUGUUGUUAGGAAACAUUGGUUAUUUUACUUAUAAUAUAUUGUAAAUGAAAACUAGACCAUUGCCCUUAUUGGUCUUAUCUAGGAAUCUUUCUGUGCCAGUGAGGUUGGUGUUUACAGUUUUUAGUGGCUUAUUGAAAUACUUAUUUUAUCUUAUGUUUGCUUGUAUUUUAUUAUUUUUCCUAUUAUGUUUGUGGAUGGGUUUUGUAUAUCAUUUUAUACUAUCAUUGUUCAUUAGAACCGGCUGCUUUAAUAUUGUGCCUUUAAGACUGCUGUAUGUAAAUAACCUAUUUUUGGAUUGGCUGCCUUAUAUUGUGCCUUGUUUAGAAAGCAGCCUGGGUUGAAACUGUCUUUCUAAUUUUAAUAGAUGGGUGUGCUAAAUCUUUGUGGACUGAAUAAGUGGAUGUAUGUGAAUGUAUGUGAAUCAACUGCACAAAUACAAACCAGAAAACAUGA